UUGUCAGUGAACAAAAUGGCAUCCUACUGCUUAACUGUUUCUCGGCUUCGGCUCGUCCUGGGGCAUGGGGCCCGACGUCUGCAUGUGUCUGCUGCCUUCAGCGCCAAAGCCAAGGUGUCAAUGAGUCGCUUUGAGCCAAAUUCCUACGUCAACUAUGAGAAACUCCAGUCCAAUGUCAACAUUGUGCGCAAAAGGCUGGACAGGCCACUGACCCUGUCAGAGAAGAUUGUCUAUGGCCACCUGGAUGAUCCUGCUCAUCAAGAGAUUGCUCGAGGUCGUACGUAUUUGCGCCUGCGGCCAGAUAGGGUGGCGAUGCAGGACGCCACAGCGCAGAUGGCCAUGCUGCAGUUCAUCAGCAGUGGGCUCUCCAAAGUAGCUGUACCAUCAACCAUCCACUGUGAUCACCUUAUUGAGGCCCAAGUAGGAGGAGCCCAAGACUUGCAAAGAGCAAAGGAAGUGAAUCAGGAGGUUUACAACUUCCUUGCCAGUGCUGGAGCUAAAUAUGGUGUUGGUUUCUGGAAACCAGGCUCUGGUAUCAUCCAUCAGAUUAUACUGGAAAACUACGCCUACCCUGGAGUGAUGCUGAUUGGUACAGACUCCCACACUCCUAACGGGGGUGGUUUAGGUUCCAUCUGUAUUGGGGUUGGUGGAGCAGAUGCUGUUGAUGUCAUGGCAGGAAUUCCCUGGGAGCUUAAAUGUCCCAAAGUUAUUGGUGUAAAAUUGACAGGCACACUGUCAGGUUGGACGUCACCGAAGGAUGUAAUCCUGAAAGUGGCUGGCAUCCUCACUGUAAAAGGUGGCACUGGGGCUAUUGUGGAGUACCAUGGACCUGGGGUGGAUUCUAUCUCUUGCACUGGAAUGGCUACAAUCUGUAAUAUGGGAGCUGAAAUUGGUGCCACAACCUCUGUUUUUCCUUAUAACCAUCGUAUGAGGACCUACCUGGAGAAAACAGGCCGUGGAGAUAUUGCUGUUCUGGCUGAUGAGUACAAGGAUAUUCUGGUCCCUGACAGUGGCUGUGAAUAUGAUCAGGUCAUUGAGCUCAACCUGAGUGAGCUGAAGCCACACAUCAAUGGUCCCUUCACCCCUGACCUGGCUCACCCAGUGUCGGAAAUCGGGGCCGUCGCUGAGAAGAAUGGCUGGCCUCUAGAUGUUAAAGUUGGUUUGAUUGGAAGCUGCACCAAUUCAAGUUAUGAAGACAUGGGCAGAGCUGCCUCUUUGGCCAAGCAGGCUCUGGACAAGGGGCUUAAGUGCAAGGCCCAGUUCACCGUGACUCCUGGAUCUGAGCAGAUUCGUGCUACUAUUGAGAGAGACGGUUAUGCCAAGAUCUUGAGUGAUGUUGGAGGAAUCGUCCUAGCCAAUGCUUGUGGGCCAUGCAUCGGACAGUGGGACAGGAGAGAUGUUAAGAAGGGAGAGAAAAACACCAUUGUCACAUCCUUUAACAGAAACUUUACAGCUAGAAAUGAUGCCAACCCUGCCACCCAUGCAUUCGUUACAUCCCCAGAGAUUGUCACUGCGCUUGCUAUUGCGGGCUCACUGAAAUUCAACCCUGAGGUGGACUACCUCACAGCCCCCAAUGGAGAGAAGUUUAAACUGCUGCCACCUACUGGAGAUGAGCUUCCUGCACGUGACUUUGACCCGGGCCAGGACACGUAUCAGCACCCACCAGCCGAUGGCUCCAACCUUCGAGUGGACGUCAACCCACAAAGCAACCGCCUUCAGCUGCUUGAACCCUUUGACAAAUGGAGUGGCAAAGACCUUGAGAGCAUGCAAGUGCUCAUAAAGGUUAAAGGCAAAUGCACCACUGACCACAUCAGUGCUGCUGGACCCUGGCUGAAAUUCCGUGGUCACUUGGACAACAUCUCCAACAAUCUGCUCAUUGGGGCAGUAAACAUUGAAAAUGAUGGAGUCAAUAAGAUUCGUAACCAGCUGAAUGGAGAAUUUGGUGCUGUUCCUGAUGUUGCCCGUGAUUACAAGAAAAAUGGUGUUUCAUGGGUUGUGGUGGGAGAUGAGAACUACGGUGAGGGAUCUAGCAGAGAACAUGCUGCCUUGGAGCCUAGACACCUUGGGGGCAGGGCAAUCAUUGUUAAGAGCUUUGCUAGAAUCCACGAGACAAACUUGAAAAAACAAGGCCUGCUACCACUUACCUUUGCCAACCCUGCUGAUUUUGACAAAAUCUGCCCAGAUGAUAAAAUAUCUAUUGUUGGCCUGAAGACCCUUGCCCCUGGAAAGCCUCUGCACGCCGUCAUCAAGCACAGUGAUGGCAGCAAGGAAACUAUUGAGCUUAACCACACUUUCAACGAGACACAGAUCGAAUGGUUCCAGGCCGGCUCUGCUCUGAACAGGAUGAAGGAGCUGCAGAAGUAAAGGAUUGAUCCUGAAAAAAUGAGAUGCACAUGAACAGUGGGUGGGGUCAAAUAUCACAAAGAUUAUAUUUGUUGGGGUGAGGGAAAAUCACAUCCCUCCUCUAGGCACAGUGUCCAGUCUGAUCUGACUUAUUGUAAGUAUCCAGUAAAAAAAAAAAAAAGAAAUAAUCACUGCUGCCUGAACAGGGACUACAAAUAAACAAAUUAAUACACAGAUACAGAUAAGCAUAGCAGUGUGGAUGAAGGGCAUAGUAUUUAGUUAGGGGUCUGCUAUUUCAUACAGCAUUAUUUAACGGUGCAUGGAGCUUUUUUGUUCUUUAUUUUACAGUUUGAAAAAUUAAUUCCAGGAACUGGUGAGGUAACCAUUACGGCAUACUUGUUUUGUUCAGGUUUUAAGAUGUCCCAGUGUGUAAGCAAGUAUUCCCUUAUUGUCUAAGCAGUAUAAUGCCGAUCUCUACACUGUUCUAUUGCUAGUCAUGUAAAGCUUUUACUGCACUUGACGACGACUUGCGAAUUGUGUUCUGUUAUAGGUUAUGCAAAUGUCACAGCACAUGAUAACUAGUAUCUGUAGACUCACAGUUUUAAAGGCAAUCAAAUAUAGAGAGGUGUGAACUUUUAUGAUAUUUAGAGCUGUUUUUCUGUAAUAGGAAAAUGUUCUGUAACGCUCUCUAAUCGGUUAAACAGAGUCUGCUACAAGCAUCUUCAUGGCUAUGUCAUUACUUUGUGCUUCACAUGAAAAAUCUUUCAUCUAUUCAUUGUCAUUAUUAAAAAAGUCUGAGAUCAAAAUUGCUUGUCAAAACAUGGUAAUUAAAAUCUCUUAAUAUAUUUGUGCCACCUAUGUGCCAUCAAAG
Molecule: messenger RNA, 3214 nt
Organism: Trichomycterus rosablanca
Lineage: Eukaryota; Metazoa; Chordata; Actinopteri; Siluriformes; Trichomycteridae
Gene: aco2
Product: aconitase 2, mitochondrial
Exons: 17
Coding region: 16-2364 (782 amino acids)
Biological process (GO): tricarboxylic acid cycle
Cellular component (GO): cytosol; mitochondrion
Molecular function (GO): aconitate hydratase activity; 4 iron, 4 sulfur cluster binding
Source: RefSeq, a predicted model, not a curated record